AUGCCUUCUCCUCACUUGUGGCUUCGCGCCGAAACAAAGCCCAUGGAGCACCGUGCUGCUCUUACCCCUUCCACCGCCAAGACCUUGCUUGACGCUGGCUUCAAAAUCACCGUCGAGCGAUCGCCUGAGCGCAUUUUCGAUGACAAGGAAUACGCAGAUGUUGGUUGCCCUUUGGUCCCAGCUCUUUCAUGGAAGACAGAUGCUCCUGCUGAUGCUUACAUUGUUGGCUUGAAGGAGUUGCCAGAGAAUGAUGACUCUCCGCUCCAUCACACUCACAUUUUCUUCGCUCACUGCUUUAAGGAACAAGGUGGCUGGAAGGAAAUCCUUCACCGUUUCGAUCAAGGCAAUGGUACCAUUUUGGAUUUGGAGUUUUUGAACGAUGCUAAAGGUCGUCGCGUCGCUGCUUUCGGAUACAUGGCUGGAUUCACCGGUUCAGCUGUGGCUAUUGAUGUGUGGUGCCAUCAGCGUUUGAACCCUGGAGCCACCUUCCCUGCUCUCCACCCUUACCCCAAUGAAGAUGCUCUGAUCGCUCAUACCAAGGAACGUUUGGCUGCUGCCACCAAGGGCGGUGACCUCCCCAAGGUCAUGGUCAUGGGUGCUUUGGGUCGCUGCGGCUCUGGUGCUUGCGACUUCGCUCGUCGUGCUGGUAUCCCCGAAGAGAACAUUAUCAAGUGGGACAUGAAUGAGACCAAGAACGGUGGUCCUUUCCGUGAGAUCGUUGAAGCUGAUAUCUUUGUCAACUGCAUUUACCUCGCCCAUAAAAUUCCUCCUUUCGUCACCAGUGAGUUGUUGGACGGAGAACGCGCUUUGUCUGUCAUUUGUGACGUUUCUUGUGAUACCACCAACCCCAACAACCCCAUCCCUGUCUAUUCCAUCAACACCACCUUUGACAAGCCUACCGUUCCUGUCAAGACCACCAACCCCAAGCCAUUGGACGUUAUCUCCAUCGACCACUUGCCUACCCUUCUUCCUCGCGAGAGUUCCGAAAUGUUCUCCCGCGACCUUUUGCCUACUAUCUUGGAGUUGCAGGAUAGACAGAAUGCUCGCGUGUGGGUUGAGGCUGAGAAUUUGUACAAGCAGAAGUUGGCUGCUUCCAAGCAGUAG
Umbelopsis ramanniana AG is the source of this 1104-nucleotide messenger RNA. RefSeq lists its product as uncharacterized. Lineage: Eukaryota; Fungi; Mucoromycota; Umbelopsidomycetes; Umbelopsidales; Umbelopsidaceae. Gene Ontology annotation, cellular component: cytoplasm. The transcript is spliced from 3 exons. The coding region runs from base 1 to 1104 and encodes 367 amino acids. The record is from RefSeq and is a predicted model, not a curated record. Gene Ontology annotation, molecular function: saccharopine dehydrogenase (NAD+, L-lysine-forming) activity.